GAGUCGGCGUGCCCACGAACUCCGGCGGAAUAUUGGUUCGAACCCAUUAUCCGGUUUCGUGCUGGCGAUGGCGAUGGCGCUGGGCAGAACGCCGUGGUUCGAAAUGCUCGGGCGGAUUUUGAUUAUGGCUUGUGCUGCGUGAGUGCGUCAUGGUGUGGAAUUCGAAAUAAUUCGCAUGACAGGUCGGUGCGGGGUCAGGGAGGGGUUUUCGUUUUUGGUCAGCUGCGAGAAUUGCUGGCUGCUGGAUUCUCAAAUGCGAGGUCGGUGUUAGGAUUGAUGCAGAGGAUGUGAAAUCCGACUGGUUUCCGCAGACAUUCAUUUUCGGUUCAGAGUUCUGAUGCCCGUGACGCAACGACGGUAUAUAAUCAAUCAGUUCAUUUUUCUUCACUUGCAGAGAUCGCUCCCGAGAUCGUGCGUGCGCCACGAGAGACGAAUGUCGUUCCGCAGGCGAUGUUUGCUCUCUCUCGGUUGACUCUCCCGUUCUGCUGUAUGGGUUUUUUGUGUUUUACAACCGCCGACGUUAUAGUUUCUGCAUCGAAUUAUAGUCCGGAUUUUCAUGCGAAUUGUGUUCGGGCGGAGGAGAUCAGAACGGACUAGAACCGGCAUCUGUAUGAUUGGUAUGUAGAACAAGUUUGCAGUGUUGGAGGCGAUGGUGCCUCUUCUCGUCCUGCCCUUGGGGGCAGGUCUUGUUGCUUCAGCUGCUCAAGUGGGCGAAAAUCUUCUCCGCAGACGCCAUGGCUUUCCUGGCUUGAAUUCUCGGUGUUGUCCACCCGUGACGGGCGUGGGUCCGCCAUUUAUGCCCGCCUCCCGGUUCCUGCCUCUGCCAGCACUUCGCCUCUCAGUGACUGCCAGAUCAAAUCCACCCUCUGGGGUGGGAUAUGAAACUUCAAUUUUUUUACACUCUUUGGAGGGCAGGACUCCAAAGACUCAAGGAUUAGACAGCAAUCUGAUUCACGACGAUGAUCCCCGGUUAUUGGACGAAGGAGCGGGUCUCGUCGACAAGGAUGCUGAGAAGCAUGCCGAGGACCCAUUAAUUUCUGAGAAAACUUCACAGCCCACUGGAGGAAGUCGAGGGGCGCUUGCAGCUCUCGAAGACAGCAAUUUGCAGUGUUCUGUCAGCGAUUCUCGCCCUUCUGUUCGAGAAGGAGUCCAGGAAGACUCACGAGGUCGUUCGAGUAGCCCUUCUGCUGCGAAUGGGACGAGCCUGUUGCAGGGUAGAAGUAAGUAUAUGAAUGGGGGCAAUGACUUGCAGAGCUGGAUGCCCUCAAGCCCACGGGGAAGAGAAGCGCCUGAAGUUGAAGGGCGGUGUCAAGCUGAGAUAGGAGCUGAAAGAAUGCACCCGAGUAUCCUUCACAGUCCAUCCAGUACUCGGGAUCACGAAUACAAGAUUGAAGAACAGCAAUCAGGAGUUAAGGAGCUCGGAGAUAAAACUGAUUUUUCGACAUCUUCGUCUAUAGGAGAGCCUGAGGCAGACGCAGAAGACGAGCCUGUCCAGGACUUGCUGCUUGAUUUUUUGGGCGAGCGUAGUAAGAAUUGGGGUGAUGGCAAAACGCGUAUCACUCGGGUGGAACAUCAAUCUGUCUUUGGCAAAAGUACUAUCUCUAGAGAUGCUCCAGUUAAGCAGAAGAAUGCCCCGAAUUUACUUCGAGAAGAGGACAGUGAGACUAACUCGCAUCAUUCGGCCCUUCUGAACUUUGAAUUGCCUUCCAACGCUCAGGAAAAGCCAGCACCUUGUGAUGAUGUCACUGAACGUGGAGGACUGGUGGAGGAUGUGUUAAACCUUGCGAAAAAAUUGCCACAGAACAGUACCUUAGAAGAGUUCAUGAAACCAUUUCGGGGCAAAGUAUCGACUAAAGACGGAAAUUUAAUGUUGAGGGCCCUAGCUGCCGAGCAGAUGACCUGGCCCUUAAUUUCAUUAUUUCAGUGGAUGCGUCUACACGAUCCUUGCCUUCUUGAUUCCCGAAGCUUUUGUAUCGUCUUUACUUACCUUGGUAAGGUGGCGAUGGUGGAUGAGGCUCUCACCUUGUACAGAAAUAUGCCUGCUGACAGUAAGUUUCAUGCUGUCCAAGUCUACAACGCCUUAAUUGCAGCUCUCGCUAGAUGUGACAGGGGAGAUUCAAUAACCGCAGUUCUUGAAGACAUGAAACAAAGGAAGGUAGAACGAGACACUGUCACCUACAGUGUGUUGAUAACAGCAACGCAGAAAGAGACGGAAACAGUGCAGAGAGUGUGGAGUGUGUUUGAUGACAUGCUCGCCAAUGGCGUGAAUCCUGAUUUGGCUGUGUUUGGUAAUAUCAUAAAAGCGUUCUGCUAUGGCGGAUACCACAAGCAAGCUUCUCUGAUUUCUGUAUCCAUGGAGAAAAUGGGUCUCAAGCCAAACGUGAUCAUUUACAACACUUUGAUCGACGCUUAUGGUAAGGCAGGCCAGCUGGAGGAAGCAGAAGGCCUUCUCUUGGAAAUGACAAGCAGAGGCUUGCAACCAACAGCAUCCACCUACAACUCUCUGAUAAAUGGUUACGGUAAGAAUGGUCAGUGUGAUGUUGCAGAGGAGCUUAUGCUGGAUAUGCAAAGGCAAGGACUGAAACCGGACGUGUACACCUUUACUUCUCUUAUAAGAGCUUAUGGAAAGCAACAGCUUACUGAGAAAGCUGUGAACGUGUUUCUCAGGAUGAGAAAGAUUGGCAUCAUACCUACCACUCACACUUACACUGCCCUGAUCAACGCUUAUUCUGAAGGAGGUUGGCAUGACAGAGCCGAGAAGACUUUCGCAGACAUGCUGCAAGAAGGCUUGAAGCCAACCAUUGAAACAUACACGGCACUGCUUGAUGCAUACCGAAGAGCAGGAAGGGUUGACAUGGUCUUGAAGGUUUGGACGGCAAUGAGGGAGGAAGGCUGUGAACUUACUGAAGUGACUUACAAUACCUUAAUGGAUGCGUUCGCCAAGCAAGGUCGGUUCAACGAAGUCAGAGAUGUGUUUGCUGCGAUGAGAGCAAAUGGAAUGGAGCCGGAUCUCUUGGCUUACAACAUGCUCCUCAAUGCGUAUGGUAGAGCUGGAAUGCAGUCUAAACUUCCGAAGAUAGUGAGGGAGAUGAGAAUUGCGGGCCACAAACCGGAUUCCUUCACGUACUGCACGUUGAUUUAUGCCAGUCUUCGCCUUCGGGACUUCACCGGUGCUUUCAAGUGGGAGAGAGAGAUGAGUGAGAACGGCCAACGACCUGACUCGAAGACGUAUGCGAAGAUGAAACACCUACUGAAUGCAAAGUACACCGAAAGACAGGAGAACGAUAGGAAAGCUGCUUUGGGCCAACUACGGGCAAUUAGGAAGAAGGCACAAAAAAAUCCCCAGAGGCUGAAGACGUUCAAGCAAGAGAUCACAGCAUUGAGAGAAGGUCCACUGGCAUAUAGAAGACCGAGGAAAGCAGGGCCCAGUAAGAAGCAAACUGAAAAAGACAAGGCACUCUGGAAGCAAGAAGAUGAUCAGCGCCACCCUUGAAGGAGACCCUUAUCAACCUCGGUAGGGGAAUUUUUUUUAAGUGGGGUCGUCGCCCCCGCCUCUUCAGUGGUGGAGCACUCUGUGGUAAUCCUUUCUUACUCUCUGCCACCGAGGCCCAUAGACAAAACCUUCCAUACCCCACAAUCGUCAAGGUGGCUGGCUGGCUUUGCAGUUGUUAGAGACGACAUCUUGUACCGUAGUUAAGAGCUCACCUAAAGCAGUCCGUGGAUUCUUUUGCCAUCCAUGAAGUACAGAGAAUAUGUAACGUAUUCUCACCAUCUCUGUGUUGUGGUCGGCAGGAAUGGGGUUCAAUUGAUAUACAGCUGAAUGUCAUAUCUCCCAAAAAUUUUCCCAGUACGACCCCAAGUGCUUCUCCGCCUGGUAUCUUUUUAGGCUCUGUCUUCACAUCGUCAUCCUUGCAGAGCGCAUAUAUACAGCCGAAGGCUCCUGUUAAUAUCUGUAGACAGAAUCAAGAAGCUCCAAUCUUCACAUGAGACUGGCAGCUCAGCUUCCUCUCCUUUCUCGCUUGGAUUCUCACCUGAAAGCACUCGGUUCUGCACUAAUAUGUGCUCGGCAUUCGUGCGUACCUCCUUCUGAGAAUACUGCCCCAUUUGGCCUAUUCUGGGGUAAUUUUAUCUGUGUUAGGCAUAUGUACCUUCACUCAGGCGUUUCCUUGCUACUUCACACCGAUGUAUGCACUACACGUCGUUUAGAAUCCAAGAGAUUACGGCAGAGUUAGACUGAGCCAGAUCUACCCAGCAGCUACUCUGGGCGAGUCUGUCGAGGAAUUGAGACUUGAGCAUUCAUGGACAUCUCGCUGUACAUGAUCAUUUUUUUGGGGCAAAACUUGUAAUAAAUCGUUUCCAUUUGUUUUUCUCCCUCGACAGGA
Messenger RNA from Marchantia polymorpha subsp. ruderalis, 4382 nucleotides. NCBI's taxonomy places the organism in Eukaryota, Viridiplantae, Streptophyta, Marchantiopsida, Marchantiales, Marchantiaceae. The record is from the annotation of a GenBank genome assembly.